Messenger RNA from Racocetra persica, 144 nucleotides. Lineage: Eukaryota; Fungi; Glomeromycota; Glomeromycetes; Diversisporales; Gigasporaceae. The record is from the annotation of a GenBank genome assembly.
AUGUUAGUAAAGUGUGAUAAUAAGGACAAUAAGAUGAAGCGACAAAAAACGAUCUUACCUAGAAAACAGCAAAAUGAUAGUGUAACGUAUUUGAAGUCUGAUGAUCUUGUAAAACCAUUUUAUGAUCGUGGUAUUGUUGAACUG